Messenger RNA from Syngnathoides biaculeatus (alligator pipefish), 2685 nucleotides. It is a transcript of the gene cers6, whose product is annotated as ceramide synthase 6. Bases 603 to 1787 code for a protein of 394 amino acids. The record is from RefSeq and is a predicted model, not a curated record. Lineage: Eukaryota; Metazoa; Chordata; Actinopteri; Syngnathiformes; Syngnathidae. Gene Ontology annotation, biological process: ceramide biosynthetic process. The transcript has 11 exons. Gene Ontology annotation, cellular component: membrane. Gene Ontology annotation, molecular function: DNA binding; sphingosine N-acyltransferase activity.
GAGACCUGUGCCGCAGUUUAGUGAAACAAAAAUAUAUGACUACAGCGCAUAACUUUUAUCGUCACAGAAAACAAAGGUUAUCACGUCAUAGUCAGUUGUAAUACAUAAAUCUGUCGAUAGGUGUCUCUGUGUACCAACCUUCAUAGUGCGGUGAAAAUAAUGGCGAAAAUAUAAGAUUUACUCCAUAUCUCAAGUGUACUAAGUUUCACAGUAAGCAGAAAUAUUAAAAAAUACACAGGUACAUCUCUUUAUUCACAGUUAGUGGUAUUGAGUUGUAAGGUAUGAAGACCUGCAAUAAACCGGUCCAUUGGUUCACCGUGUGGAUGAGUCGAGGGACAAAAACAAGUGAGCGCGCACGUCCUGGUUUGUUGUGUGACAUCUGAACGCACCAAUCGCCUGCGAGGAGAGGACUGGUCCACUUCACCACACUGGAGGAGCUCGGCGGACACGGGCGGCCGCCGAUUCAGUAGCAGCCAGUCAUUCAGCCAGUCUGGCAACCCGUCAUCGCCACCGUUAGCCGCAGCAGCCACCGAGCGAGGACUCGAUCUCGUCGUCAACGUCCAUCGGAACCCUGGUGUGUGCCUGUCGGUUGGCGUGGAGAGAUGGCCGGUAUCCUGGCGUGGUUCUGGAACGAGCGCUUCUGGCUCCCGCACAACGUAACGUGGGCUGACUUGAAGAACACGGACGAGGCGACGUUCCCGCAAGCCGAGGACCUCUAUCUGGCGUGCCCUUUGGCCUUCUGCAUCUUCAUGGUGCGGUUGCUCUUCGAAAGGUUCUUUGCAAAGCCUUGUGCUGUGGGCCUGAAGAUACAAGCCAACGGGCCACAGAAAGCCCAACCCAAUGCUAUCUUGGAGAAGGUUUUCACCGCCAUUACCAAGCACCCAGAUGAAAAGAGGCUGGAAGGAUUGUCCAAGCAGCUGGACUGGGAUGUCCGAACCAUCCAGCGCUGGUUCCGACAAAGACGAAAUCAAGAGAAACCCAGCACCCUCACCCGGUUCUGCGAAAGCAUGUGGAGAUUUACAUUUUAUCUCUACAUUUUCACCUAUGGAGUGCGUUUCCUUAAAAAGACGCCUUGGCUGAGGAACACUAAAGAAUGUUGGUACAACUACCCUUACCAGGCACUGACUGUGGACAUCCAUUAUUAUUAUAUACUGGAGCUGUCUUUCUACUUGUCCUUGCUCUUUUCCCAAUUCACUGACAUCAAGAGGAAGGAUUUCCUGAUUAUGUUCCUUCACCACGUCGCAACCAUCUCCCUCAUCACCUUCUCCUACGUGAACAACAUGGCGAGAGUUGGAACUCUGGUUAUGUGCCUCCAUGAUGCGGCUGAUGUCCUGAUAGAGGCCGCCAAGAUGGCUAAUUAUGCCAAAUGUCAGAUAUUGUGCAACCUCCUGUUUGCCAUGUUUGCAAUCCUCUUCAUAAGUUCCAGGCUGGCAGUUUACCCAGUGUGGAUUUUAAACACCACCCUUUUUGAGAGUUGGGACAUUGUUGGCCCCUUCCCAUCCUGGUGGAUCUUCAACCUACUUCUAAUCUUGCUGCAGCUGCUUCACUCCUACUGGUCCUACCUCAUAGUGAAGACGGCAUACCAGGCCAUCUCCAAAGGAAAGGUGGGAAAAUGGAAUCCUUUACAUGUGUCAAAGGACGACUGCAGCGACAUUGAGUCCAGCUCUGACGAGGAUGACAGCCCUCCGGCCAAACAGAAACACCACAACAGCACCACCAACGGGACCAACAAACCUCACGGGACCAACGGCUACCUGUCAGCAGGCUCCUAUCCUGAUGAACACUGACUUAGUCGUCACAGCACCGGAGCUACACACCAUCCAUCCUUGUGUGUGAGUGUGGAGACAACAGUAACAUCACUGAUCAAAUUCUGUACAUUUUGUUUUCAGUUGGAAUUCCUUUUGGUCUCCUCAUCUGCAUAUUUGCAUUUGCAUUCCAAAAUAAUCCACCCCAUAUGUUUUAUCGGAUUUUACCGCUGUAAGCAUGCUAUGUCGAUACGCAGUCGUCUGGCAUACUGGGGGUGUGCUUGUCCUAUGUUUGUGUAUUUUUAUGUUAUUUAUUUUUUUCUUCACGUUAACUUUCAAUGCUACACCCCCAAAGAGUUGCCAAAAUGAUGAACGGUGGGCUGAUAUAUGUGGAAUUUGAACAACUUUUUUUGUUUGUUUGUUUGUUUUGUUGGGUGGGGCAGGGGGGACAAACAUUGUCCACUUCAGCUGUAUAUGAGAUGUUAACAACAGUAUUAUGUGUGUCCAUGAGAUAUGACUAGAUGCUGUAUUCCCUGUUGAAGCAUUUUGUUAAGUCGUGUGGCGCAUUUUUGCUCAUGAGCCUAAUAAAAGGCAAUCAUGAGUUGUUUGAAUUGUUCAAUAAAUGAUCAUGAUAUGAAAUAUCAUUGAAAACAUUUGUGGGUGGAUUUUAAUGGGGAAAAAAUCUGCAACAAAAUGCCACAAUCCAAAGAAAUUGACAUAUCAGUCUGGAAAGGAUUAUGAACCCACUUCAAAAGCUUUUGGAUUCCAGCUAAGCCUUAUCCUCAAAUGGAGAAAACGUGGAAAAAUUAGGAACUCCUGGGAAGCCAGGAAUAGCCAGCCCAUAAAAAUUACACCAAGACCACAGUGACAAGUCAUCCAGAAGAAACAAACGAACCCCAGACAACAUCUAAAGAAUUGCAGGCCUCAAAUAAAGAUUCAU